Molecule: messenger RNA, 1193 nt
Organism: Nomascus leucogenys (northern white-cheeked gibbon)
Lineage: Eukaryota; Metazoa; Chordata; Mammalia; Primates; Hylobatidae
Source: RefSeq, a predicted model, not a curated record
AGGCCGCGUCAGGAGCGCGGCGGGGCUCGGCGUGCGGCGCGCCCGGCAUGUCCCUGUACCGCAGCGUCGUGUGGUUCGCCAAGGGGCUGCGCGAGUACACCAAGAGUGACUAUGAAUCUGCAUCUAAAGACUUUGUCCCUCAUGACUUGGAGGUCCAGGUUCCUGGAAGAGUCUUUUUGGUCACUGGAGGAAACAGCGGCAUUGGCAAAGCAACUGCCCUUCAAAUCGCCAAGCGAGGUGGCACAGUUCACCUGGUUUGUCGAGAUCAAGCCCGAGCAGAAGAUGCCAGGGGUGAGAUCAUCCAGGAGAGCGGUGACCAGAACAUUUUUCUGCACAUUAUGGACUUGUCUGAUCCCAAGCAAAUCUGGAAAUUUGUUGAAAAUUUCAAGCAGGAACAUAAACUCCAUGUUCUGAUCAAUAAUGCAGGUUGCAUGGUCAAUAAAAGAGAGCUCACAGAAGAUGGACUUGAAAAAAACUUUGCUACCAAUACUCUGGGUGUGUACAUUCUCACGACCGGCCUGAUCCCUGUGCUGGAGAAAGAACACGACCCCCGAGUGAUAACCGUCUCCUCAGGAGGAAUGUUGGUUCAGAAACUGAACACCACUGAUCUCCAGUCCGAAAGAACACCAUUUGAUGGAACUAUGGUCUAUGCACAAAACAAGAGGCAGCAAGUGGUUCUGACGGAGUGGUGGGCCUAAGGGCACCCGGCCAUCCAUUUUUCUUCCAUGCAUCCUGGCUGGGCCGACACCCCAGGUGUGAGGCAGGCGAUGCCGGGGUUCCACACCAGGUUCAGGGACCGCCUGCGCUCCGAGGCCCAGGGCGCGGACACCGUGCUGUGGCUGGCCCUCUCCUCUGCUGCAGCCGCACAGCCCAGCGGCCGUUUCUUUCAAGAUCGGAAGCCCGUUUCUACACACUUGCCUCUCGCUAGAACGUCCUCCUCACCGGCCGAAGAGGAGAAACUCAUUGAAAUCCUGGAACAGCUGGCUCAGACAUUUAAAUAGGCCAACCGAGACACAGUGUGGUACCAGAAUUGCCUUAGAAAAUACCAGAAGGUGCGGUCUAGGGACCAGUGAACAAGACCCCACUUCAACUUCCCCUCGAAGACGUUGUGCCUUACAGUGAGGCCUACAAGGGAUGGGAACUUUUAUUUCAAAAUAAAUAACUACCGGGGCUGUGAUCAGGCUCACCUUGAA